AUGCUGUCUCUGCAGCAAUUGCGAUGCUCCAUAAUUUAUAGCAUUCCUGCCUUUCCCGUGUCAUAUCAAUCUCGCAGAUUUCUUUCUACCGCUCGUUAUGAUCCUUCAAAGGUUCGCAACCUAGCUGUGGUUGCGCACAUCGAUUCGGGGAAGACUACUUUGACUGAGUCGAUUCUUCUCAAGUCUUCGUACCUGUCUUCUUCAGGAUCUGUUGAUACCGGAAGCACUACAACAGACUUUUUGCCCGCAGAGCGCGAGAGAGGAAUCACCAUACAAUCAGCCAGCAUACCUGUCAAGUGGAGAUACUGGAAAUUCAACCUCAUAGAUACUCCUGGACACGCGGAUUUUGGAAUGGAGGUUGAGAGUGCGAGUCGGGUCGUGGAUGGCGCCGUUGUUUUGAUUGAUUCAGUAGAGGGUGUUGAGGCGCAGACGAAAGGGGUCUGGAACCAGUUGGAUAGAUACGGUGUUCCAACCAGAAUCCUGUUUGUGAAUAAAUUAGAUCGUCCGGGAGCCUCAUUCAAUCUAUCUUUGCUUUCUUUGCUCUCUCACCGAAUUCACCCCAAACCCAUGGCGCUGACCCUUCCGAUUGCCUCGUUCAACCCUGACAAUUAUUCUCGAGCAGAGCCCGGUAUUGAGGGGCUUGUGGACCUCGUCAGGUGGGAGAUAUGGAAAUGGGAGGCAGACGGAUCAUGCUCACGGCACCCUCUUCCUCUGGAAGUGGAUAAACUUUAUGAGACAGGGAUCUUGCCUGCUCAACACCCCAUUAUUUCUCAUCUUGUUCCAGCCCGUACCGAACUCAUAGAGAAUAUUGCUAUGUUCUCUGAGCCACUCAUGGAAGCCCUCCUGGAACUGCCGUCGACUCCGUCCGCAUAUCUCAGUGUAUUGCCUUCUACAAUACUUCCACAUCUUCGUGCAGCAACGUUACGCUCGGAUGUCCUUCCCAUCAUCUGCGGGUCCGCUAUCAAGAACAUCGGAACUGAAAUUCUUAUGGAUUAUGCUGGAGAGUUAUUGGCGAGCCCAUUGGACGUGAAGCACGUAAAACAAUCGAGCAAUUCGCCUGUACGUGCAUUAGCCUGGAAGGUUGCGUGGGACAGGAAGCGAGGUUGGAUGACAUUUGUACGUGUCUACUCAGGGACAUUAACCCGUCAAAGUGUCCUUCACAAUAUCUCGCGCAAUGUCAAGGAGCGAGUAUCGAAACUUUUAAUGUUAUACGCAUCUGAGGCCGAAGAAGUCGAGGAACUGCCCUUUGGGUCCGUUGGCGUCAUCCUUGGGCUUAAGCACACUCGCACUGGUGAUACAUUAAUCACCAGCAGGGGCAAACAAAAAGAAUCUCAUUCAAUACCCGACAUCACACCUCCACCAGCAGUCAUGUCUGCCUCUAUAAUUCCUCAAUCGCAUUCAGAUCUGGAGCCCGUGGAAACUGCGUUGCAUUCAUUAGCACGCACAGAUCCGUCAGUCCGCGUCGAGACUCAGGAAGGUCAGAUUCUCGUUCAUGGACUAGGAGCUCUACAUCUUGAAAUCGUUGAGGGUCGACUACGGGACGAGUGGAACGUUCGUUUUGAGCUUGGCAAACGCCGUGUUAGUUUCAGGGAAGGACCAAGUCAUGAUUACCAGGGCUCGCCAUCUUGGGCCGUUGAUCUAACCGGGCAGUUUUUGAACUCGUCCGUGUCGUAUAGUGUUCGACCACUGGAAUUUGAUGAAGCUGGUGAUCCUGCGUGGGAUGGCAAUAUUGUUCUGCGCGACAACGGCAAACCUCUGCCAGCGCCGAGCUCCUUCUAUGAUUCAAAUGACCCAUAUGGCUAUAUCGGCCAAGGGAUUGCGAAUACCUUGUCGAAUUCACCAAACACAUCUCUUCCGCUCUCUCGCCACUGUGUUCAAGUUCAAGGAUUUCAAUUGCCUCCGGACAGUCCUAUUUCGACCCUAGCUGGCACCAGUGCUGUUGUUCUGCGCAACCUGUUUGAGCAAAUUGGAAUGGGCACUGUCAUGGAGCCUUUCAUUCAACUUCGCAUCUCUGUCGGCGAAGAUUCCCUCGGCAAAGUUAUCAAGGACCUCACAGAGCGCGGGGGCGAGGUCCUUGACCUUGCUGGGUCGAGUGUCCUCACUGAUAGUGACGAAGUUGGCCCGUUCCUUCAAGAGGGUCUCUACAUACCUCCUAAAUGGUUAUCACCUUCCACAAUGUCUUCCACAUCAACAGCGGGCUCUAAUGCUGGAGGCUUUCAGAUGCGCCGUUCUGUCCAUGCAGUAGCACCUCUCAGUCGGGUGCUGGAUUAUUCUACCCGACUUCGCGCACUCUCUGGAGGACACGGCCAGUUUGAAAUGGCGCCAUAUGGUUUCAGAGCAGUCAACAAGCCUCGGCAACUGGAGAUCCUACGAGAAAUAGGUAGAGCUUAA
Messenger RNA from Heterobasidion irregulare TC 32-1, 2391 nucleotides. RefSeq lists its product as uncharacterized. Gene Ontology annotation, molecular function: GTP binding; GTPase activity. The record is from RefSeq and is a predicted model, not a curated record. The transcript has 4 exons. Bases 1 to 2391 code for a protein of 796 amino acids. Gene Ontology annotation, cellular component: mitochondrion. NCBI's taxonomy places the organism in Eukaryota, Fungi, Basidiomycota, Agaricomycetes, Russulales, Bondarzewiaceae. Gene Ontology annotation, biological process: ribosome disassembly; mitochondrial translation.